Porites evermanni is the source of this 26182-nucleotide messenger RNA. The record is from the annotation of a GenBank genome assembly. NCBI's taxonomy places the organism in Eukaryota, Metazoa, Cnidaria, Anthozoa, Scleractinia, Poritidae.
AUGGCGGCGACCAUGAAAUGGAAGCGUGUGACAAAUUCUACUGGCCCCGUGCCUCGACCAAGGCAUGGACAUCGUGCUGUAGCAAUAAGAGAACUGAUGGUUGUCUUUGGAGGAGGAAAUGAAGGAAUCGUGGACGAAUUACAUGUCUAUAACACAGGUAACGCAGUUUGCGUGGGAGCGAGAAACAUGGCGGCCUCUAUGUGCUUGGUCUUCGCGCCAGAGUUUUCCCGAUGCUGUUUUCAGCCGCUGACGCUCAUACUAAGCGUGAUGUGUUCUUCACAUUAAUCAAAAUGUUUUAUUUACUUUUUUAGCGACAAAUCAAUGGUUUGUCCCCGCGGUUCGCGGAGAUGUUCCUCCGGGAUGUGCGGCGUACGGUUUUAUUGCGGAUGGCACUCGACUAAUUACAUUCGGUGGUAUGGUUGAAUACGGGCGCUACUCUAAUGAGGUAAAUUUUCGCUAUUAAGUAUUUUUUAUCUGUGCGUGAAUAUUGUGAAACAGUUUUUGUAGACGUAGCUUAAAUCAUUUAUUUAUGCGGCACCUCUUAAGGUUGACGAAAGGGUACACUACGUAACCCUUACGUUGUUUUUUGUUAUUAUUUUCCCCUGAGAAAAAUUCUCCUUGGCCAUUUCCGCAGAUAAUGAGGUCGAGGACUUUUCUUUGUGAAGAUAAGUGUGUAAUUGAUAUUGUUUAGAAUGCGUUAAAUCGGAGCCGAACCUUGAUAUAGCUUUAAAACGAGUGUUUUGCGUCUGAUAUAUGCGUAGGCGUAAAUCAAAGCAAUUUUCGUACAGUCUUGCAUAUUCACAUGUUUUGUAUGUUUACACUUCGUUGCGUCGAGCAGUAAUCAAACUGUCCUCCAAUAUACGACGUGAAAUAGCACUAUUUAGCUUUUUCUUGAAGUUCAAAUGUCUGAGAGAACACUGAGCCAGUUUGCUUUUAUAAUUCAGUUCAAAGAUUUUGUAAACUAUUGUCUGGAAUUUUUGAAAUUUUUUUGAGUGUCUUGCAAUAUAUUUCGUAAAAAAUAUUGUAAUCGUAAUAUCUCUUCAACAUUUUUUUACAAAAGGAAAUGUUUUUGUGCAUUUAACUAGAGUGAGAACAAUCAUGUCUACAUCAGCUUUAAUUCGGUAUGGUAUUUUUUUUGUUUCAGGAAAUUUUAUACCCACUAUAUCAAUCUUUUUUAGUCAACAAAAUAUUUUCUGAAAGUUGAUCCAAGAAGAAAAACAUUGAAUUUAAGUAUUUUUCUUAAUUCAUUUUUGUUAUGUUAUUGAGUUGAAUAACAUGUUAUUUUUCAUGUGCAAUUUUGUGGCAAAAAAUCUCUUUGUGAGAAAGUAAUUUGAGGCUUGAUCCUUCUUGGAGCUAUAUUAUAAAGUUAAAUGGUUUGCAUUGACAAAAGCUUAAAAUUUACGUGCACAAAAGGCUAUUUAAUGGUCCUUUGUGCAUUUGAUUAUUUUUCAAGAAGCUGGUUAUUUUCUCCUAGGGGGCUCAAAUAAUGGUGUGAUUGUUGCAAUGUAUUAUCUACUCAAAAGGUUCCUUUCAACUAAGUUUAUACCACUGUUAAAGUGAACAUGUGUAAAGAGAGAAAAAUCAGAUAAAAUAGUUUUUUUUCCUAAAAGCUUUUAAGGAAGAAUGUGGUUGCUUAAUGAUAUUCUUGUGAAUAAGUAAAAUUCAUGUCAAGUUUGUGUAUCUUGUGUCAGCAUCAUAACCCAAUUAUUCUAAGAUACCUGCAGGCACAAAGACAUUUACACCAAAAAAUAUUUAUGAUUUUCUUUUGGUGUAAGUGAAAAUCCUUAAUAGUGUCAAUUCAGAUCUAGAUGAAUUAUUUUUCUUGUUUUUAGUUCAGCCAUAAAUCACACAUACAGCUAUACUUCCUUGAGUGAUAGAUUCUUACAAGUUAAAAAAUAUUUACUUGGAAAGUUCAGAGAUUAAAACCCAAUCAUGAUUUUCCUUCCCUUGAUUCUGCGCUUUUCUCAUUUUCAACACAAAAUAAAUUUUGGUUCUCAUGAUGGCAAAAGACAUAUAAAUGAUGAAAUUGAAAAUUCAUUAAUUUGUGGCUGGCCUAUCUACAUUCUAGGGAUAUAAAACAGACAGGUGAUCUUUAUCACCCAGCUAAAAGGAUUCAACUGGUAAUAAAAAAUAUAAAUAUCAGUACUGUUCAUAUAUUCAACAUUCUAGGGAUAUAAAACAGACAGGUUAUCUUUAUCACCCAGCUAAAAGGAUUCAACUAGUAAAAAAAUAAAUAUCAGUACUGUUCAUUUAUUAUUUAUGAAAUAAAAGUGUAACAUUAUUUCAGUUGUUAUCAUUAAGUCCUUUUAUAAGUUAACCAGAAUAAAAAUUCACCCUAUAGUCAACUUGUUUUUACAUUUUAAGUUUGUUGGCUUAAAAGCUCAAUAUUUAGUAACAUCCAUCUAGAAAUUUGGAAUUUUUUGGCAAUUUUUCUUGCAAUGUGUCAUUAUUCUUGAAAUGUUGUAACAGUAGCUGCUUACAAUUCAGGUUAUGUUUACAAAAGCUAUCACAUGGAUUUUAAUGAACUUUAUGAAUGGAAAAGUAAAUGCUUAUAAUUGCAGAUAUAUAAGGAGAGCCCACUUCAGUCAAGUACAAGAUUUGAUCAUACCCUGAGAACAGUGCAGAGAAUCAUUUGCCAAUUUGCUAUCGAUUGCACAAUAUUUUUUUAUAAGAGACUUCCAUUAUUAUUUAUGACUCAUAGAGUUGUGUGUAAAAGCAGCUGACUAAUAUUACAAGCUAACUUGAAAAACGUUUGUCUUUACAGGAUUUGUUGUGGUUCAAUUUAUUUUAACCAUGGUUUAAAUUUUAUUUUCCUUUGUUUGUAACUCAUUAUCACCCCCCUGGAUAAGCACUGGUCUCCCAAAAGGUCUCCUGGGCAGACCAACACUCAGUCUUUAAAUAACUGAGAAGAAAGUGCUUUCUUAGUAAUAUAUCAGCAAAUUGUUGGAAUUUCUGGUCUUCUCAGCUAAUAAAGGCAUGAUAAACUGUAGGGUCAGUCUUACGACACUUGCUCACAAAUUAAUUUCUGUGGGACAUUAUUUUAAGAGCUAACACACUGUUCAUAAAAGGUAGGGGAUGUAUCAGUACUCCCCAGAGUGGUGGUCUAUUUCAACUUCUCAGUCACAUUAUGGGGUAUUCAUAACUCAUUGCUUCAUUGAAAGUGCACCAUAAGGAGGACUCUGGCAGAAGUCCCCCAACCAGUGUUGUAAAUUACUCCUGAAAAGCACUGAGGGGGUAGUGGAUAAUAAGAUAUUUUACAUUUCACAAUGUACCCCCCCAAAAAAACAAAACUAAGGAUAAAAUUCAGCCACAACAGGUGCAUACAGUACUGUGCUGACUGUACUUGUACAGUGUACAUGUACAGGCAUAUGUGAAAUGUUAUCUCUGUUUUCAGAUGUACGAGUUGCAAGCCAGUCGGUGGGAAUGGAAGAAGCUGAAGCCUAAAGCACCUAAGUCCCCUGGGGUUUAUCCAUGCCCUCGACUAGGACAUAGUUUCACUGCUGUCAAUCACAAGGCUUAUCUCUUUGCCGGACUGGCUAAUGACAGUGAUGACCCAAAAAAUAACAUUCCCAGGUAAAUGUUUGAUUCCUAACCUUUGCCCUUUUGCCAGCAGCUUGGUUUGUUUCUUGUUUUGUUUGUGUUUGAAAGAGGAUUUGUGUUUAUUAUCCCCACAGUAGAAAUCAUUUUACACUUUUAAAGAACAUCACUGAACAGAAUGUAAAAGUUGAAUAAAAAGUUACAGGUUUUUUCUAUCAUCUAUCUACAGAUAUCUAAAUGAUCUCUACGUGGUAGAUAUACGGAGCAGCAAUAACUUACAGUGGGAAGUACCAUCAACGUUUGGUAUGACACCUUCUCCACGAGAAUCACACACUUGUGUUGCUACGUCAGACUCAGACAGUAAGAGACCAAGACUUAUUGUUUAUGGUGGAAUGAGUGGUUGCCGCCUUGGUGAUCUCCAUCAGUUAGAUAUUGGUGAGUGAAAGUGCAGUUACACAUAAUUUGACCCUACUGGCCAAAUGUUUGCCCAUGAUAAUUCAAAGUCAACCAUUGAAGUGGUAGGAAUGUUGCAGUGAGAAAUAAUUUUACUUGUAUGUGAUCAGUGUUGGGGUUUAAGCCAUAUAGGGGAGUUUUAGCAUCUUACAGACAUUUCAGAGUAGUCUUUUUAAAAAGUGAUGACUUGAUUUACAUUACAGAUACAAUGACAUGGUCCAAACCAGCUGUCCACAAUAUGAUUCCUCUGCCCAGGAGCCUCCAUUCUGCUACCACUAUUGGCAAAAGGUUGGUUACCUGUCAUUUGCAACUGCUGUACAUUUUCUUAGCAAAAGCGGUCUGUCUAGGGCAUAACACAUUCUCACAUGGUGUGCCUGUUAGUAGUAGUGGACUAAUACAUCAAGAAAGUCAUAGAGAACUUAGAGACUGCCUUUUAUUAUAUAAACACCAAUGAAAUACCAGGUGAGCUUUCGCACGAAAACUUGAUAUCUCACAUGUGAAAAUAACAUGUUAUCUUCACAUGUGAAAAAAUCACCUUUGCUAUGGCUACAUAAUAAGUUGUGCCUUUUACACCAAAAAACCAUUAAAGUGAAAUGGUUUGGUAUGUCAUUGGUGUUUAUAUAAUGAAUAGAACAUUACAUGGCCAGUUAGAGAUACAAAAUUUCUCUUCUCAUGUUGAAAAAAUAUUUCACUCAUUCGCUGCGCUCACUCGUGAAAUAUUUUUCAACACUCAAAGAGAAAUUUUGUAUCUCCGCGUGGCCAUGUAAUAUCCUCUAUUUAUGAUGUACUUACUAGGUUUCCUUGAUGUGAUAAUAUCUUUUCAUUUUUUUUUUCUUGCUUCUUAGAAUGUUUGUGUUUGGUGGUUGGGUACCACUUGUAAUGGAUGAAGUGAAAGGGAGGCAAGAUGAGAAGGAAUGGAAAUGUACAAACUCUCUCGCUUGUUUAAAUUUAGGUAUGCUCUGUGAUAGUUAAUUGAUUUAUAUUAAGAUGGUUGUGAUAGUUGUCACUGAUAAAUAAAAACACUGACAUAGUGGUUUACUUUAAUAUUGAGAAAUUAAAGUUGAAAAGAUCCUACAUUCAUUUAUUGUUGUGUAUGAUUGAAGCAAUAUUGUCAUUCGAAGCCAAGUUUUCUUUCUUUUCAUUGGUCGAGGGCCCACCACGUGCCUUGCAAGUAACUACCCACAAAUAACGGUCUGCUCAUGCGCAAUCUAAUCAUACUGAGUUUGGCUGCAAAUAAUAUUCAUGCGUAAAAGAAACCAUGCUUUUCUCCUUCUUGUGAUUGCUCUUGCAUGAAAAUGGCAGAUUGCUUCGCUUCCUGAGAAUAUUCAUUGCAAAGCAAACUCGCUGUUCAAAUGACAAAUCACGAUAUUUUGCUCAACCUUGUCCAGUGAUAAUAUUAUUGUUAAGUAUUGUACUGCACUUAAAUCAUUUAGUGAGUGCAGAAGUUUUUUGUCGUAGGAAAAACCACCUUUGAUGUUUCCUCAAAACUGUUGUCCUUGUCUUAGGGGUAGUACCGAACAUUUUUUGAUUCCCUAGUUGAAACACUUUUUUAUUUUUUUUGUCCACAGAAAGCAUGUCUUGGGAGAAUGUAGUGAUGGAUCAGUAUGAUGAUUCAAUCCCUAGAGCAAGGGCAGGGCACUGCAGUGUAGCUGUGAGUCUUAAAAAGAUGCUUCUCUUGUGCGUUUUUUAUUUGGUUAAUGGAUUGUAAUGAAAUGCAAAGCAAUAAUGCUGUCAUUUCAAAGUUGUUGAUCAAUACUACGGUAUUAACACAUUACCAUCUUCCCAUUCCCUCUGUCGCACAUCCUUCACAUGCCUAAAACUGCGCUUCUCCGUCCCCUUUCAACCACCCACCACUCAGGCUGUCACUUACUUUAAAAGCACCUUUUUAACUAGUAAGUUAAUAAUAGGCUAUUACAAAAAACUGAAACAUAGGAUAAUGCAAUUAUUCUAGAGCUCUGAUUGGCUUAGCUUAUAAUCAAAAACAAGCUGAAAAUCAGUUGUUUUGACAAAUAAAGUCGGGAAGAAUUCUCAAUAUUUUGGGGCGUUUUUGUUCAACAAUAAUCCACUCAUGCUUGCUGGAUAAAUGAGUUGAUUAUAGCCAACUCUCGCUGGCUAUCACUAUCUCAUAUCCAAUGGGCACUGGUGGAAUAAUAUUGUUAAUUGGUCCUUAUGCAAACACAAAAUAGCUAUAGCUGUACAGUCAAAGAGAGGCCUCAUAUCACUGUGAACCUGUAGCCAAGCACAAGGUUUUGCCAGAAAAGCUGCAAUCUCAUUUUGAGUCAGCAAAAUAAGUGAAUUGACUAGAAUUCAGUUUUUCAGGAUUCUACCAUACAUGUAUUUUCUUCCAAAAUGCUCAGUUUGUUAUAAGUGUUAAGUACCUUAUUUUUAUUUUAAUCAGAUCAACACCAGAUUGUACAUGUGGAGUGGCAGAGAUGGCUACCGAAAAGCUUGGAACAAUCAGGUUAGUUUGAGUGUAAAAUAUCUCAGGAGUUGUUCACUUCACCAUGUUAAUUCCAAAUACAUCAUUGUGUUCUUACAGUCAGGUAGCGAGUUAUAAAACUAGUUCUAUCUUUUAGAUGACUGUUGUGCUGCGUUCUUCUGUGGGGCUCUUUUCUUAUUUUAAUUCACUAGUUAUUUAGGUUGUUCUUAGUAUUUACUUCACAUAGUGUUAGGUUUUUAUAGAGCUGGAUUUCAAGACAAAGUGCUAAUAGCAUGAUUUUUGUCAGGUAUGCUGCAAAGACUUGUGGUAUCUUGAAACAGGUGUGUAUGUGGUUUUAUUUCUGCCAUGAUCACUUUAAAAGCUCUCUGCCUUUAAAAUUUAUUUCCAUAACUCUGAGAUAUGUUUGUAAGCUCUUCUUUUUUCUUUAGAAAAACCUCCUGCCCCAACUAGGGUGCAGUUGGUUCGAGCAAGUACCACUACCCUGGAAGUGUGCUGGGGCUCUGUACCUACUGGUAUGUUGUUAUUUCUGUUGUCACAUCUUUUGGUUAUUUGUGGUGUUGAUAAUCACAGAGGUUAAUACAGUUUAACAGCAAAGGGUCAUUGAGAUCAAUCCUCAUCAUUGGCCAUGCUUGUACUCAAAAUAUACAGCUGGUGUGUUACUCAUUUUUCUGGUGCGAAUAAAGUGCUUUUUUCAUCAUGUAAAGUGAACUCACAUUGUUCUUUGUUUAAGGAAAAAUUCUAAAUUGUAACAUUUGAAAUCUGUAUCUGUUGGCGAUAAAUUUCAUUUUCAGGUUAAAUGUUUCUGCCCCCAAGUUUGAUUCAGAAUUUCCUUUGUUGCCUAGCCCUAGGUCUUCAUAGGAGACAAAGGAAAUUGUGGUUUAACAUGACAACAGAUUUUCCCCACAUUUACCUAUUUGCUGUGACAAAAAUGUGAAAUGUUAUCUCUGUUUUCAGAUGUACGAGUUGCAAGCCAGUCGGUGGGAAUGGAAGAAGCUGAAGCCUAAAGCACCUAAGUCCCCUGGGGUUUAUCCAUGCCCUCGACUAGGACACAGUUUCACUGCUGUCAAUCACAAGGCUUAUCUCUUUGCCGGACUGGCUAAUGACAGUGAUGACCCAAAAAAUAACAUUCCUAGGUAAAUCUUUAAUUCCUAACCUUUGCCUUUUUGUCAGCAGUUUGGUUUGUUUCUUGUUUUGUUUGUGUUUGAAAGAGGAUUUGUGUUUAUUACCCCCACAGUAGAAAUCAUUUUACACUUUUGAAGAACAUCACUGAACAGAUGUAAAAGUUGAAUAAAAAGUUACAGGUUGUUUCUGUCAUCUAUCUGCAGAUAUUUAAAUGAUCUCUACGUGGUAGAUAUACGGAGCAGCAAUAACUUGCAGUGGGAAGUACCAUCAACGUUUGGUAUGACACCUUCUCCACGAGAAUCACACACUUGUGUUGCUACGUCAGACUCAGACAGUAAGAGACCAAGACUUAUUGUUUAUGGUGGAAUGAGUGGUUGCCGUCUUGGUGAUCUCCAUCAGUUAGAUAUUGGUGAGUGAAAGUGCCGUUACACAUAAUUUGACCCUACUGGCCAAAUGUUUGCCCAUGAUAAUUCAAAGUCAACCAUUGAAGUGGUAGGAAUGUUGCAGUGAGAAAUGAUUUUAUUUGUAUGUGAUCAGUGUUGGAGCAGUUAGAUAUUGGUUUGUGAAAGUGCUGUUAGAUAUAAUUUGACCCCACUAGCCGAAUGUUUGCCUAUGUAAUUCAAAGUCAACCAUUGAACUGGUAGGAAUGUUGCAGUGAGAAAUAAUUCUAUUUGUAUGUGAUCAGUGUUGGAGUUUAAGCCGUAUAGGGGAGUUUUAGCAUCUAACAGACAUUUCAGAGUAAUCUUUUUAAAAAGUGAUGACUUGUUUUACAUUACAGAUACAAUGACAUGGUCCAAACCAGCUAUCCACAAUAUGAUUCCUCUGCCAAGGAGCCUCCACUCUGCUACCACUAUUGGCAAAAGGUUUGUUACCUGUCAUUUGCAACUGCUGUACAUUUACUUAGCAAAAGCAGUCUGUCUAGUGCGUAACACAUUCUCACAGGGUGUGCCUGUUAGUAAUAGUGGACUAAUACAUCAAGAAAGUCAUAAAGAACUUGGAGACUGCCUUUUUUGAUGUACUUUCUAGGUUUUCUUAAUGUGAUAAUAUCUUUUCAAUUUUUUUUUUCUUGCUUCUCAGAAUGUUUGUGUUUGGUGGUUGGGUACCGCUUGUAAUGGAUGAAGUGAAAGGGAGGCAAGAUGAGAAGGAAUGGAAAUGUACAAACUCUCUUGCUUGUUUAAAUUUAGGUAUGCUCUGUGAUAGUUAACUGAUUUAGUUUAAAGGUAGUUGUGAUAGUUGUCACUGAUAAAUAAAAUCACUGACAUAUUGGUUUACUUUAAUAUUGAGAAAUUAAAGUUGAAAAGAUCCCACAUUCAUUUAUUGUUGUGUAUGAUUGAAGCAAUAUUGUCAUUCAAAGUAAAUUUUUCUUUCUUUUCAUUGGCCGAGGGCCCACCACGUGUCCUGCAAAUAACUGCUCAGAAAUAAUGGUCUGCUCAUGCGCAAUCUCAUCCGACUGUUUUUGGCUGCAAAUAACAUUCUGCUCAUGUGUAAAAGAAACCACACUUUUCUCCUUGUUCCGACGCUCUUGCUUGAAAAUGGCAGAUUGCUUCACUUCCCAAGGAUAUUCAUUAAAAAACAAACUCGGUGAUCAAAUGAUAAAAGAAUCAUUGAACUCGGUUAUCGCAAAAUAUUUUGGCAAAUAAUUAUUGAUUGCUUGCCACUGACAAAUCAGGAUAUUUUGCUCAACCUCAUCCAAUAAUAAUAAUUUGUUAAGUAUUGUACUGCACUUAAAUCAUUUAGUGAGUGCAGCAGUUUUUUGUCGUAAGAAUAACCACCUUUGAUGUUUCCUCAAAACUGUUGCCCUUGUCUUAGGGGUAGUACCGAACAUUUUUUGAUUCCCUAGUUUAAACACUUUUUUAAUUUUUUUGUCCACAGAAAGCAUGUCUUGGGAGAAUGUAGUGAUGGAUCAGUAUGAUGAUUCAAUCCCUAGAGCAAGGGCAGGGCACUGCAGUGUGGCUGUGAGUCUUACAAAGAUACUUCUCUUGUGCCUUUUUUAUUUGGCUAAUGGAUUGUAAUGAAAUGCAAAGCAAUAAUGCUGUCAUUUCAAAGUUGUUGAUCAAUACUCAGGGCUGUGCUCUAGCAGACCCCGGUGGCCCCUGGCGCCUAACUUUUGCCAGCGGGCGACUAGAAAAUCUCAGGUUUUUCAUACAAAUCAUAUGCUGGGCACCCUAGAUUUUACAGUUUCAGAGCACUGGGCUCCCUUCAAUUUUCCUUAGAGCACAGCCUUGAUACUACCGUAUUAACACUUUACCAUCUUCCCGUUCCCUCUGUCGCACAUCCUUCACAUGCUUAAAACUGCACUUCUCCAUCCCCUUUCAACCACCCACCACUCAGGCUGUAAAUUUAAAAGCACCUUUUUAACGUGUAAGUUUAUAUAAGCUAUUAUAAAAAACUGAAUCGUUGGAUAAUGUAAUUCUAGAGCUGUGAUUGGCUUAGCCAUCAUUGUAUAUGAGCGAUUAUGCCAUGCUCUCCAAAUAUGGUAACUGUAUGCAUCUGCUCAAAAUUAAAAACAAGCUGAAAGUAGGUUGUUUGCACAAAUAAAGUCGGGAAGAAUUCUCGAUAUUUUGUGGGCAUUUUUAUUAAAACAAUUAUUAUUCCACUCGUGCUUGCUGGAUAAAUGAGAUGAUUAUAGCCAACUCUCAUUUGCUAUCACUAUCUCAUAUCCAAUGGGCACUGGUGAAAUAAUAUUGUUAAUUAGUCAUUAUUCAAACACAAAAUAGCUAUAGUUGAAGAGUCAAAGAGAGACCUCAUAUCACUGUGAACCUGUAGCCAAGCACAAGAUUUUGCCAGAAAACUGCAAGCUCAUUUUGAGUGGGCAAAAUCGGUGAAUUGACUAGAAUUCAGUUUUCAGGAUUCUACCGUAUUUUCUUCCAAAAUGCUCAGUUUGUUAUAAGUGUUAAAUACCUUAUUUUUAUUUUAAUCAGAUCAACACCAGAUUGUACAUGUGGAGUGGCAGAGAUGGCUACCGAAAAGCUUGGAACAAUCAGGUAAGUUUGAGCGUAAAAUAUCUCAGGAGUUGUUCACUUCACCAUGUUAAUUCCAAAUACAUCACUGUGUUCUUACAGUCAGGUAGUAAGUUUUAAAACUAGUUCUAUCUUUUAGGUGACUGUUGUGCUGCACUGCUUCUGUGGGGCUCUUUUCGUAUUUUAGUUCACUAGUUAUUUAGGUUGUUCUUAGUAGUAUUUGCUUCACACAGUGUUAGGUUUUUAUAGAGUGGGAUUUCAAGACAAAAUGCUAAUAGCAUGAUUUUUGGCAGGUAUGCUGCAAAGACUUGUGGUAUCUUGAAACAGGUAAGUAUGUGGUUUUAUUUCUGCCAUGAUCACUUUAAAAGCUCUCUGCCUUUAAAAUUUAUCUCCAUAACUCUGAGAUAUGUUUACAAAAAUAAGCUUUUUCUAUUUUCUUUAGAAAAACCUCCUGCCCCAACUAGGGUGCAGUUGGUUCGAGCAAGUACCACUACCCUGGAAGUGUGCUGGGGCUCUGUGCCUACUGGUAUGUUGUUAUUUCUGUUGUCACAUCUUUUGGUUAUUUGUGGUGUUGAUAAUCACAGAGAUUAAUACAGUUGAACAGCAAAGGGUCAUUGAGAUCAAUCCUCAUCAUUGGCCAUGCUUGUACUCAAAAUAUACAGCCAGUGUGUUACUCAUUUUUCUGGUGUGAAUAAAGUGCUUUUUUCAUUAUGUAAAGUGAACUGACAUUGUUCUUUGUUUAAGGAAAAAUUCUAAAUUGUAACAUGUGAAAUCUGUAUCUGUUGGGGAUAAAAUUCAUUUUCAGGUUAAAUGUUUCUUCCCCCAAGUUUGAUUCAGAAUUUCCUUUGUUGCCUAGCCCUAGGUCUUCAUAGGAGACAAAGGAAAUUGUGGUUUAACAUGACAACAGAUUUUCCCCACAUUUACCUAUUUGCUGUGACAAAAACCUUUUUUUUUUUUGCAUCAGGCUGUCUUGGAUAUCCUUUAACAGGGUGCAAAGAAAGUCAGUUUUACAGCCCCCUAUUCGGGCAAGCUGUAGCUAGCAUGUACUAGCCCACAACUCAUUUCAACUAGCCCCAAAACCCUUUUUGAUUAGCAUGAUUGAUGACAAUCUUUCUGUAAUUUGAAUUUCCCCAAAAACAGCACUUGCCAGUCGGGCAAGUUAAGAACAAAAAUCACUAGUCCAAUAGCAAAAUCCACUAGCCCCGGGCUAUCGGACAAGACUUUCUUUACACGCUGUUUAAGUGCUAUUGGUACAUUUUGUGAUUAUCUGACAUCCCUUUUUUCACAGCUGAUGCAUAUCUACUACAGCUACAGAAGUACGAACUUCCCCCAACACCAGCUGCCACUCCUGUGAAAGCAGCCUUCUCAUCCACCGGGACAGGAAGCCCACUAGGGACAAAGACACCAGCAUCAGCAACUACACCUCCAAAAGUGGCAGUCAAGGCCUCUCCAGCAACUUCACCCUCUGUUACGCCAACUAAACAGCUAGGCAUGGCCACACAGAAAGUUGUAAUGCAGUCGCCAUCACAGACUGCUAAGCCCAAAGCACAGCCAAUGGCAUCACCAGCCAAGCCUGUCAUUCAGAAACAAAGUCCAGCCGCCAGUCCUGUGCCAGCUGUGGCUUCUUCAGUUACAUCAACAGGUACGUCAGUAACUCAGGCAUCCCCAGCCACAGCAUCUACUGCAGUAUCUGGUAUAAAGACAGUUGUUCAAGGCCAGCUUGUCAAUCAGGGUCAAGCAGCUUCAGCAGGUACAAUAACUGGUCAGGGACUUGCACUGAUUCGAGCACCAGUUCAGCUUCCUCCUGGAGUUCAGGCUACCAUGAUCACCAAUGCUCAGGGCAUCCCUGUCAUGCGACUUCAGGGUGCAGGGAUUCAAGGAACAGCACCUGUGACGAUAGUCACCACCCAAGUUGGUGCAACGCAACUACAAGGAGCAACCAUCGUGCGUAUGGCCGCCCCAGUUGGCAACCCUGCGUCAAGCGGAACCACAACUGGAACAGUUCUGAGGUUACCAGUGCAGAGUGGAACCAGUAAUGUGCCAGGGACAGCUGUGUUAAAGAUUCCUGUUACAACUUCAAUCCAGCUGCCUGGUGCGACAGGUCUGACCAUGACAGCCAUAGCAGGAAGCGGUGGCCAGGCUGUGAUUAGACAGCAACUUCCUGUGACACUGCCUGCAAACUUACCCCCAGGAACACAGCUUAAAGUAGGACCACAGGGUCAGCUGACUGCUGUAGGCCCAGGUGGUAUUCCUGUACAGCUCACCCUGCAGAAUGUCAAGACACAGCAGGUGGCAACAGGGUUGCAAGUUCAGUCCGGUGCCACUAUAGGAACCCCAACAGUUGUGCAGCUAGCAGGUGCUUCUCCUGUGAAAGCAAACAUUGCACAGCUGACAACAUCUUCAGCAGCUACAGCAAAAGUCACACAGGCUACCCAAAGCUUAGUUACAAGCACCAAACCUGCAGUGACAUUGACAGUGGCUCCAGUUGCCAAGACAGUGAUGACCACAGCAUCUGUCACUCCAUCAUCAGCAGUUGUAACUGGACAAACCACUCUUGUCAAGAAGCAGAUUCCUCCUUCUGCAGCAGUGUCUCCUGCCACUGCUCAGGUUAUCACAGGGCAGGAACAAAAGACCUCAGCAACUGCAGUGUCAAUGUCAGGCCAGCCAGUGAAAACAACCAUGUCCAGCAAACAGACAACUGUAGUGACGACACUUACAACAAGACAACAGUUUACCAAAACAAUGGUUACAGGGACAAUCAGCACCUCUGGAGCAGUAUCUGUAACAACUGUCUUGCCUUCUAAGGUGAAUCCCCCAGCAACAUCAACAGCAAAAGCUCCAAUACCACAAGUGACAACAACAUCUGUCUCUGUCACCAAAGCAAGUUUGCCCACCACUACCAUUGCAAGUAUACCUGCUGUCGUCAAGACCAACACAGCAGAUACCACUACAAAAAGUAAAACAACAACAUCGUCAACUACAACACUAUCAACUCAUGCCACACCCAAAGCCAUUGUCAGUGUUGCCAAGGCAACAGCAGCCGAGUCCACAAUGCAAUCAUCUGUGACGCAGAUGUCAAGAUCAGCAGUUGCACCCACUAGUACAGCAGGAAUUGUGAAAGCAGUCACCACUGCCCCUGUUGUUUCCUCAGUAACAACUCCGCUGGUGUCUUCGACAGUGUCCAGUAACACACCAGUGGCAGUAGUAUCUCCACUGAUUACCACAACACGGCCUACUGCCUCUGUCACAAGAGCUUCCACCGGAAUUGUGUCAACCAGUUUGCCUCAAACAGUCACUACAAGCUCCGCACAGGUGACUACUGCUAUGUCGCGCACUGUGAAUGAUGGAGCAGGUAUAAAGGCUGACAGAUCAGCUACACCAGCCCUGAUAUCAAAGGUAAAGUUUAAAUUUCUAGAUGUAGGUUUCUAGCUAUUGCAAAGCAAUAGCUAGAAAUAUGCUUGAAACAAAAUAUCCCAAAGUAUGUAGCAUCUAAGUGGCCCAAAUAUCAUAGUACAAGAGAUUUGCAACAAAAUUUUGCAUGUUCUUAUUCUGGAAUACAAUCAAUCAAAUGCGCCAGUAUGAAUUAAGAAAGGUAAUUUAUCUUUUAUGGGAGUGCAGAGCAGUUGUAACAGACAAACUGAAAUAAUCCAUGUUUGAGUUCCAUAUUAAAAGAGGUUAAUUUAUUGAUGAGAGACUCUUAACUGGUGUGGUAUUUUGCACUGUGACACACAAAUAAGGAAAGAAAAAAAUACAGCAGCCUAAACCACUCAGCCAUGCUGCCUUGUCCAUUUUUUUAUUAUUAUUGAAUGCAAGCACUAGGAACAUAUUUUAGUGGCCAGGAAAACUUAAUCGCGUUGACUUAUUUUCAGGCUCAAAAACCAGUGAAACCUAGCUAUACCAGAAAAGUACAGUCUUCAAAUCAGUGGUAUGAUGUAGGAAUCGUCAAAGGAAUCUCCAUGAUGGUCACACAUUACUAUUUAUCUCCUGAAAGUACAACAAAUGAGGUGAGAGAAGCUAGAUUGCUUGUGAUGUACCGGUAGUUGAAGGCCUUUGACUUUCAUCAAUACCUAAAAUUAAAGAAAAAUAGUGAAAAGCAAAUUGUAUCAUGUGAAAGUACUGCUGGAGAAGUUUGAUUUGAAUGGUCACGCAACACGAUUUCAUCCACUGGUUCAAAAGUCAGAACUACAUACUAAAUAAAUAGUACUAUGUGAAAAUACUGCUGAAGAGGUUUCAUUUAAAUGGUCACACAAUAGGAUUUCAUCCACAGACUCAAAAGUCAGAACUACAUACUAAACAAAUAGUACCAUGUGAAAGCACUACUGAAGAGGUUUCAUUUGAAUGGUAACAUCAUAGGAUUCCAUUCACAGACUCAAAAGUUAGAACUACGUACUAAACAAAUAGUACCAUGUGAAAACUCUGCUGAAGAGGUUUCAUUUGAAUGGUCACACAAUAGGAUUUCAUCCACAGACUCAAAAGUCAGAACCACUGUUGUCUCCAUUUAAACUGGAGUUGGAAUGUAAAAGUUAAAUGAAUUUUGCGUGAAAUUCAAAGGUGCGCGAUCUGAAUUACUAACAUGAGCCAUAUUUUCAAACAACCUUGGACUUAGUUAAUAUGUACCCUUUCUUUUGAAAGAAAAUGUUGUGAAAAUGUUAAAGACAAAGUAUUUCAUUUCAAACUUGUUCAAACUUACGACAUACGAAUGAGGUCUUAAUAAAGUUAUCAAAUAGAAACCUUUUGGUACUUUUGAACUUGUAGGCCAACCUUGACAUUGAAAGCGGCUCUGAACAUAAUUUAAAGAAGCAGGAGCUUUUACCAGGAACGGCGUACAAAUUUCGAGUAGCAGCCAUCAAUGCUUGCGGAAGAGGACCAUUCAGUGAUGUGUCUGCUUUUAAAACAUGCCUACCAGGUGAAAAAGUCAACUAACCACUCUACAUUUGUUUCCCCUAACUACGGGAACUUUCCAGUUUUCCUAAACGUCACCAACUACAUGUACUUCGAAGGCUUCUAUGUAAAACUUUUGGAAACCCUAAGGUGGAGGGUGGGGGAAAUGCUGCAUGAAAGUGACACGGAUGCUCAUCGUCUAGCUUCCCACGAGGAAGGAGCGCGUAAAAAAGCCGUAAAAACGUCCGCGUGGAAGGCUACUCAUCGUCUCGUCUAGGGGUAGAAAUUGCAGAUUUUUGUGUCUUUUGGGGUGUUAACGUAUCACGUAGAAUUAUGCUCAAAGAAAUAUCUCGAUUAAACAGCAUCUACUGCAGUAUCUGGUAUAAAGACAGUUGUUCAAGGCCAGCUUGUCAAUCAGGGUCAAGCAGCUUCAGCAGGUACAAUAACUGGUCAGGGACUUGCACUGAUUCGAGCACCAGUUCAGCUUCCUCCUGGAGUUCAGGCUACCAUGAUCACCAACGCUCAGGGCAUCCCUGUCAUGCGACUUCAGGGUGCAGGGAUUCAAGGAACAGCACCUGUGACGAUAGUCACCACCCAAGUUGGUGCAACGCAACUACAAGGAGCAACCAUCGUGCGUAUGGCCGCCCCAGUUGGCAACCCUGCGUCAAGCGGAACCACAACUGGAACAGUUCUGAGGUUACCAGUGCAGAGUGGAACCAGUAAUGUGCCAGGGACAGCUGUGUUAAAGAUUCCUGUUACAACUUCAAUCCAGCUGCCUGGUGCGACAGGUCUGACCAUGACAGCCAUAGCAGGAAGCAGUGGCCAGGCUGUGAUUAGACAGCAACUUCCUGUGACACUGCCUGCAAACUUGCCCCCAGGAACACAGCUUAAAGUGGGACCACAGGGUCAGCUGACUGCUGUAGGCCCAGGUGGUAUUCCUGUACAGCUCACCCUGCAGAAUGUCAAGACACAGCAGGUGGCAACAGGGUUGCAGGUUCAGUCCGGUGCCACAAUAGGAACCCCAACAGUUGUGCAGUUAGCAGGUGCUUCUCCUGUGAAGGCAAACAUUGCACAGCUGACAACAUCCUCAGCAGCUCCAGCAAAAGUCACACAGGCUACCGAAAGCUUAGUUACAAGCACCAAACCUGCGGUGACAUUGACGGUGGCUUCAGUUGCCAAGACAGUGAUGACCACAGCAUCUGUCACUCCAUCAUCAGCAGUUGUAACUGGACAAACCACCCUUGUCAAGAAGCAGUUUCCUCCUUCUGCGGCAGUGUCUCCUGCCACUGCUCAGGUUAUCUUAGGGCGGGAACAAAAGACCUCAGCAACUGCAGUGUCAACAUCAGGCCAGCCAGUGAAAACAACCAUGUCCAGCAAACCAACAACUGUGGUGACAACACUUACAACAAGACAACAGUUUACCAAAACAAUGGUUACAGGGACAGUCAGUACCUCUGGACCAGUAUCUGUAACAACUGUCUUGCCUUCUAAAGUGAAUCCCCCAGCAACAUCAACAGCAAAAGCUCCAGUACCACAAGCAACAACAACAUCUGUCUCCGUCGCCAAAGCAAGUUUGCCCACCACUACCAUUUCAAGUAUACCUGCUGUUGUCAAGACUAACACAGCAGAUUCCACUAUGACAAGUAAAACAACAUCUUCAACUACAACACUAUCAACUCAAGCCACACCCAAAGCCAUUGUCAGUGUUGCCAAGGCAACAGCAGCUGAGUCCACGAUGCAAUCAUCUGUGACGCAGAUGUCAAGAUCAGCAGUUGCACCUGCAAGUACAGCCGGGAUUGUGAAAGCAGUCACCACUGCUCCUGUUGUUUCCUCAGUAACAACUCCGCUGGUGUCUUCGACAGUGUCCAGUAACACCCCAGUGGCAGUAGUGUCUCCACUGAUUACGACAACACGGCCCACUGUCGCUGUGACAAGAGUUUCCACCGGAAAUGUGUCAACCAGUUUGCCUCAAACAGUCACUACAAGCUCCGCACAGGUGACUACUGCUAUGUCGCGCACUGUGAAUGAUGGAGCAGGUAUAAAGGCUGACAGAUCAGCUACACCAGCCCUGAUAUCAAAGGUAAUUGCUUUACAAUAGCUAGAAAUAUGCUUGAAAUAAAAUAUCUCAAAGUAUGUAGCAUCUAAGUGGCCCAAAAAUCAUAGUACAAGAGAUUUGUAACAAAAUUUUGCAUGUUCUUCAGUCUGGAAUACAAUCAAUCAAAUGUGCCCGUAUGAAUUAAGAAAGGUAAUUUAUCUUUUAAAGUAGUACAGGGCAGUUGUAAGAGACAAAAUUAAAUAUCCAUGUUUGAGUUCCAUAUUAAAAGAGGUCAAUUUAUUGAUGAGACACUCUAUCUGGUGUGGUAUUUUGCACUGUGACACACAAAUAAGGAAAGAAAAAAAUACAGCAGCCUAAACCACUCAGCCAUGCUGCCUUGUCCAAUUUUUUUAUUAUUGAAUACAAGCACUGGGAACGUAUUAUAGUGGCCAGUAAAACUUAAUCGCGUUGGCUUAUUUUCAGGCUCAAAAACCAGUCAAACCGAGCUAUACCAGAAAAGUACAGUCUUCAAAUCAGUGGUAUGAUGUAGGAAUUGUCAAAGGAAUCUCCAUGAUGGUCACGCAUUAUUAUUUAUCUCCUGAAAGUACAACAAAUGAGGUGAGAGAAGCUAGAUUGCUUGUGAUGUACCGGUAGUUAAGGCCUUUGACUUUCAUCAAUACCUAAAAUUAAAGAAAAUACUGAAAACCAAAUAGUAUCAUGUGAAAGUACUGCUGAAGAGGUUUCAUUUGAAAGGUCACACGAUAGGAUUUCAUCCACAGACUCAAAAGUUAGAAGUACAUAUACUAAAUAAAUAGUAGCAUGUGAAAAUACUGCUGAAGAGGUUUCAUUUGAAUGGUCACACAAUAGGAUUUCAUCCACAGACUCAAAAGUCAGAUCUACUACUGUUGUCUCCAUUUAAACUGGAGGUGGAAUGUAAAAAUAGAAUGAAUUUGCGUGAAACUCAGAGGUGCGCGAUUUGAAUUACUAACAUGAGCCAAAUUUUGGAACAACCUUGGACUUAGUUAACAUGUACCCUUUCUUUUGAAAGAAAAUGUUGUAAAAAUGUUAAAGACAAAGUAUCUCAUUUCAAACUUGUUCAAACUUAUGACGUACCAAUGAGGUCUUAAUAAAGUUAUAAAAUAGAAACCUUUUGGUACUUUGGAACUUGUAGGCCAACCUUGACAUUGAAAGCGGCUCUGAACAUAAUUUAAAGAAGCAGGAGCUUUUACCAGGAACAGCGUACAAAUUUCGAGUAGCAGCCAUCAAUGCUUGCGGAAGAGGACCAUUCAGUGAUGUGUCUGCUUUUAAAACAUGCCUACCAGGUGAAAAAGUCAACUAACUACUCUACAUUUGUUUCCCCUAACUACGGGAACUUUCCAGUUUUCCUAAACGUCACCAACUACAUGUACUUCGAAGGCUUCUAUGUAAAACUUUUGGAAACCCUGGGGUGGAGGGUGGGGGAAAUCCUGCAUGAAAGUGACACGGAUGCUCAUCGUCUAGCUUCCCACGAGGAAGAAGCGCGUAAGAAAGCCGUAAAAACGUCCGCGUGGAAGGCUACUCAUCGUCUCGUCUAGGGGUAGAAAUUGCAGAUUUUUGUGUCUUUUGGGGUGUUAACGUAUCACGUAGAAUUAUGCUCAAAGAAAUAUCUCGAUUAAACGAAACAAUUUCCCUCAUACUGUAUUAGAGUAUGGUCUCCUUUAGGCAACAAAUGAAGCCUGAUCCACACCACGCCGGUCUCCAUACGGGGUUUGUUAUAAUUAUCUGAGGACUAGGUCUACCUAAAAGAGAAAGAAGUACAGUUGUAUCUCCCAGUGAACUUGAGUGGAAGAUCGUCUUCGAAGAGAGCUCUUGAGUCGAAUAGCUCUCCGUAUGUUUUGGAUGCUUGAGGGCUUUCAAUUUUGACAGAGGGGAGGUCGGAAAAAAUUGUUGGACAGCCCUUUGGGGCUUGAUAAAGGAAUAAAUGAAGUCAAGGGGUGGGUUGUGAUUUUUUUUAUUUUUUUGCUAUCUAAAGAGGAAGGAAAGGGGCAAAAAUUCAUCGAUGAAUCAUUAUAAUCCUUAAUUAAUCCUGAACUUUUCUGAAACUACCGAUUCCUAACUUAGAUAUCUUUUAUUUAUUUCUUCCCUUUAGGUUUUCCUGGAGCUCCAUCAGCAAUUAAAAUCAGCAAGGUUUGUGUAGUACUGUUUAAAAAACGAGCAGGAGUUUGCCUCGAGUUUAAAAACCUGAUAAUACGCGAGUACGUGUUUUUUGAACGGCUUCAAAAUCUCUGAUAUAGAUCAACUCAUUUUUGCACAAAUAUUUAGACUUGGGGUUAUUUUGUUCUAAAAUAUUGGACGUAAAGUUUAGCUGUGUCUUUAUCAGAUAUAAAGACACUCAUUAAACAUUAAUUUCUUUCGUUUUUUCUUCAUGAAUUAUUAAAGUGCUUUUGAAUUAGAUGUUGAUAAGAAGAAACGUAAAUUAUGUACAGCUUUCCAGCUUUGUAGAGUAGUCAGGCUUAAACACUUUUUCAGUUGGUCGUCAGUAACAGCACCCCGUCAACAGAGGCUUUCUUUCACCCGAUCGAUUUUUGCGUACUCGAGAAAGACCCUGCGUGAUUCGAGUAAGAUAAUUGCUGAGCAUGCAGGGCAUGUUGCUGGAAUAUAGUUUCGAACCUAUGCCUAAAAGCCGUGCGCUUGCUACAGCGGGCUUGUUUAUGACCAUUGGUUUACCAAAAAAUGGAUGCUCGCUUUCGAAAACCAAAUUUGGCGGGAAAAAAUAAUAUUGACUUGUCUAGCAGUUCGGGCUGCGGUGAUCCAAUGGUUUGGUGUCAAGUCGUUUUGUCCGAAAGUUGGUUCGCGCGAUAGCAGUUCGUCCAGACUAAAUCGAUUGGCCCGAAGCGUAUCUGUCGUUCUUUAAGCCUGAAAAAAGGGAAUAAGCAUAGAAAGACAGUGACCGCACAUGUGGAAUCCAAGGGUAACUAAAGUAAUAUCUCGACUGGUAUGUUGACCAUGUUGUAGAGUGUUGUAUGUCAUCGGGCGAAUCGACUAAUUUCCUGGCGAACGCCGUCGGGCAGGAUUCAGGCAGAGCGUCCUUUUCUCCUCCUCUCUCAAGAAGACAAAAAAAGGUGAAAAACAGUAAAAAUUUAAUCUUAUUUCCUGUUUGGAUAAAUCAGAACGCUGAGGGAGCUCACUUAUCGUGGGAAGCACCGUCCAAUGCCGCUGGUAAUGUAAGUGAAUACUCCGUGUACCUCGCCAUACGCAGCCAGUCAAACAACCAGUCAGACGACAAACCAGUAGCAGGGCUGACGUCAUCAAGUUCGGGCCCAGUCCAGCUCGCUUUUGUACGUGUGUAUUGUGGUGCCCAGCCCACCUGCACUGUCAGCACGGCCACUCUUCAAAGCGCGCAUAUCGACUUCUCGACCAAGCCAGCCAUUAUCUUCAGAAUUGCUGCCAAAAACGACAAAGGGUCAGUAUCAAUUGAACGUUUUCCACAUCUCAUUUAGCCUGCGAACAGCGGACGCAUUUCCGGUCGUCGCUUCUCUCCCUUCGAAAAAUAGGGAGAGAAGCGACGACCGGAAAUGCGUCUGCUGUUCGCAGGCUAGAUCUCAGUAAAUACUGGUAAAUGCAUUGAUACCUAGGAUUUGAUUUUCUUCACAUUCUUUUUUCUUUUUUCAACUUAUUUUUUUUAGUUACGGUCCAGCAACUCAAGUCAGAUGGCUUCAAGGUAAACACCGUAGUGUCUAAAUAAAACAGUUAUUUUAGAAUUUUGUGGUCGAUAAGCCUUUUAUGUUUCGAUUCGUAAACUGUUGAUUUCAUGGACACGGGUUACUCUGUUACUUCUCAUUUGUUAAACAGAUAUGAAAGACUUAAAAGAUGGACAACUUGCUAUGAAAACAACAGCGAAACGGUCGGCCGCAGACAGGUGAGAACUAGAUAAUACUGUCACUACUGAUAGAGUGGUUUCGUAAGUGUAAAACUACUUUAAGCUGCUGACUAAGUUCAGGGUCCUUUAGGUUGUAUGAUACGAGAGAACGACUGGAGAACUGACCAUUUGACUAACAAUAGACGACUGUUUAACUGUGAUAAUAGACGGAUCGAAACGCACCAAUUACUGAUUACGAGUCUUCAUAGCCAAUAACAUCACGGCUUAACUGACAGACGACCAAUAACAUCGCGACGUAAUUGACCAAUCAAAUCAAUAACCAGAGUAUAAUACCAUUAACUGGCGUGAUAAAACUCACUUUGACUCUGAAGAUGACUACCGCGCAGGUUGUCGAAACGUCAGUCACAGUCAUCAACAACAGUCCUAUUCAGGACUACGUUCACCCGGACGAUCAAACUCAACCUACUUUUUGAAGUGACUCCUGGGUUCAAACCUUUCACAGAUCAGAGAUAUGUUGCGCAAUCUGAGACUGGAAGCGGACAAUCGUUAGUUAUGAUUGGUCGAUGAUACUCAAGACAACCAUUAACCUAUGAUCAUAAGUAACGCUUCUCCACUCAAGCGAUCCCAGAAAUCGUUUCGCGCGAAAGUUUUUUCUAGAGUGGGAGAUUGAUAGAUGUGACUUUUGUCUUUGUUCCUUUAGCCGGUCAGCGGAAUCGUCCAAGAGAGCCAAGAAAGAAAAAGACAAACGCGAAGAAAAGGUAAAGAAAGAGAAAGAAGCAACAGAAGAUAUAACGCCAGAAGCCGAAACAAAGGACACAUGAUAUAAAACAUAUAUUCAAAUACUCUUUAUUUUAUGUAGAUACACAUUCUUAUUUAGAUACACGUUCUCGGUAUUGAUGAUAGAAACAAACAUAUUUAUUUAUGACGUUUGAAGACGGUUUUUUGUUUCCACCGUUUUGCGUGACAGGUGUUCGGUUUUCACUAGCAGUGGAAGCACAAAAGCGAGGGCGUUAUUUCACCGUGAAAACGGUCCAGUCACAAGCCAAAGUUAUGCUUGCGUCGCUUGUUAAAACCAGGUUUAUGCAAGCUUCCAUAUUGUCAGAGUUGCGUGACGAACAAGUGACACGUCACGCAAUGGACAGCGGAAGAGGCUCCUUCGACAGUGUUGACCGGUUUUUGAAAAUUUCGAGAAACACUGUUUUGCGAACCUACUUGUUUCUGUUUUCGUAUUGAGAACGUGUCAUUGCUUUUACCGUGAAGGGGAAUGGUGUAUAGUAUCUAUGUAAGUACUUGUUUUAACACAGCCUGGAUAUCAGGCGAAAAACUUUGCAGAAAGUUGUUUCUCACGAAUACUUUUAGACCAGUUACGCAUCAGUUGAGAUACACGUGGUGGCUUGCUUUUUAACCAGAGACCUCGGUUAUUUUGGCAAAGUGGGAAAUGGGCAGGACCUUUUUUUUGGAAAUUGUGGAGUUUAUUCCCGAAUGCAGAUAAAAGCAUUGGCGGAUUCAGCUAUUUAAUUUGGCAGGGGCCCGGCUUAUCCAGACCAGCCUAAGAUAACAGGGGGCCUGGCCUCGAAAAUAAUUUUUGUCAGCCCUGCCGGCUUCAGUUUGGCCAAAAACUACGAGGGGGCCUGGGCCCCACCCCUAAUCCACCAAUGAAAAGCCUCGCAUCUCCUUGAGAGAACUGAAGUAAGUUUUUAGAUUUCGGAGAAAAAUUUCAGAAUUCGCGUGUUCUUCACUCAUUGGGGGCGAAAGUAGAAGAAACAAGUCUUCGCUCCAACUCAACGUUUUUGGUGAGUAGCUGGUGAAAGUAUUUCUGAUGGGUCUACAGAUCUUAUCGGCUGUCUUAGUGUAGAUAUUGCGAAGCCUCGUCUUAUUGAACUGACCAGACAGGUGAUUCCGCCGGGUCAAUCUCGCUAGCGUGGAAAAUUGAAAGGGAAAACAAGAGGCGCUUUCUUUGCGAUUUGUCGCCGCCAUAUCACAAGGCUUGAAACAUGUUUACAACAUUUUUCAGUCAUAUUCAAACAACUUGUCGUUGCAGAACAAACGCACUGAAAUCGUAGCCAGUUUUAACUUGGGACAAAACUUUGCACUGGAAAUCGCAACAAAAUACACCGGCCUUUUUUUGCUUACCUCUCCAACAGAAGACACCCAUUGUUACAAAUUAUUUGUUUGCUACUUCAAUAUUAAGAAACACUCAAUUGACAAUCCAAUUAUUUGACGAAAAUUUGUUUUCCUAUGAAACGUUGUUCCGUAAACCCAUAAUACGCCAGUUGCAAAUCUCCCAUAAUGUUCUUUAUUUGCCCCCACCCCCCCCCCCCCACAACAAAAAAAAAAACCAACUUUUAUUUAUUAUUUUUUUUUUUUAACGUGUGUAUUGUGGUGCCCAGCCCACCUGCACUGUCAGCACGGCCACUCUUCAAAGCGCGCAUAUCGACUUCUCGACCAAGCCAGCCAUUAUCUUCAGAAUUGCUGCCAAAAACGACAAAGGGUCAGUAUAAAUUGAACGUUUUCUACAUCUCAUACUUUUAUAUAUAUAUACCUAGUACCUACUUCUGGUACCUAGUAUUUGAUUUUCUUCACUUUGUUAAUUUCUUUUUUCAACUUAUUUUUUUAGUUACGGCCCAGCAACUCAAGUCAGAUGGCUCCAAGGUAAACACCGUAGUGUCUAAAUAAAACAGUUAUUUCGGAUUUUUGUGAUCGAUAAGCCUUUUAUGUUGCUAUUCGUAAACUUCUGAUUUCAUGGACACGGGUUACUCUGUUAUUUUUCAUUUGUUAAACAGAUAUGAAAGACUUAAAAGAUGGACAACUUGCUAUGAAAACAACAGCGAAAAGGUCGGCCGCAGACAGGUGAGAACUAGAUAAUUCUGUCACUACUGAUAGAGUGGUUUCGUAAGUGUAAGACUACUUUAAGCUGCUGACUAAGUUCAUGGUCCUUUAGGUUGUAUGAUACGAGAGAACGACUGGAGAACUGACAAUUUGACUAACAAUAGACGACUGUUUAACUGUGACAAUAGACGGAUCGAAACGCACCAAUUACUGAUUACGAGUCUUCAUAGCCACAAUAUCACGGCUUUAUUGACAGACGACCAAUAACAUCGCGACGUAAUUGACCAAUCAAAUCAAUAACCAGAGUAUAAUACCAUCAACUGACGUGAUACAACUCACUUUGACUCCGAAGAUGACUACCGCGCAGGUUUUCGAAACGUCAGUCACUUUCAACAACAACAGUCCUAUUCAGGACUACGUUCACCCAGACGAUCAAACUCAACCUACUUUUGAGGUGACUCCUGGGUUCAAACCUUUCACAGAUCAGAGAUAUUUUGCGCAAUGUGAGACUGGAAGCGGACAAGCGUUAGUUAUGAUUGGUCGAUGGUAUUCAAGGCAACCAUUAACCAAUAGUUAUAACUAACGCUUGUCCACUCAAGCGAUCCCAGAAAUCGUCGCGCGCGAAAGUUUUUUCUAGAGUGGGAGAUUGAUAGAUGUGGCUUUUGUCUUUGUUCCCUUAGCCGGUCAGCGGAAUCGUCCAAGAGAGCCAAGAAAGAAAAAGACAAACGCGAAGAAAAGGUAAAGAAAGAGAAAGAAGCAACAGAAGAUAUAACGCCAAAAGCCGAACCAAAGGACACAUGAUAUAAAACAUAUAUUCAAAUACUCUUUAUUUUAUGUAGAUACACAUUCUUAUUUAGAUACACGUUCUCGGUAUUGAUGAUAGAAACGAACAUAUUUAUUUAUGACGUUUGAAGGCGGUUUUUUUGUUUCGACAGUUUUGCGUGGGAGGUGUUUAGGUUUCACUAUCAGUGCAAGCACAAGAGCGAGGGCGUUAUUUCACCGUGAAAACGGUCCAGUCACAAGCCAAAGUUAUGCUUGCGUCGCUCGUUAAAACCAGGUUUAUGCAAGCUUCCAUAUUGUCAGAGUUGCGUGACGAACAAGUGACACGUCACGCAAUGGACAGCGGAAGAGGCUCCUUCGACAGUGUUGACCGGUUUUUGAAAAUUUCGAGAAACACUGUUUUGCGAACCUACUUGUUUCUGUUUUCGUAUUGAGAACGUGUCAUUGCUUUUACCGUGAAGGGGAAUGGUGUAUAGUAUCUAUGUAAGUACUUGUUUUAACACAGCCUGGAUAUCAGGCGAAAAACUUUGCAGAAAGUUGUUUCUCACGAAUACUUUUAGACCAGUUACGCAUCAGUUGAGAUACACGUGGUGGCUUGCUUUUUAACCAGAGACCUCGGUUAUUUUGGCAAAGUGGGAAAUGGGCAGGACCUUUUUUUUGGAAAUUGUGGAGUUUAUUCCCGAAUGCAGAUAAAAGCAUUGGCGGAUUCAGCUAUUUAAUUUGGCAGGGGCCCGGCUUAUCCAGACCAGCCUAAGAUAACAGGGGGCCUGGCCUCGAAAAUAAUUUUUGUCAGCCCUGCCGGCUUCAGUUUGGCCAAAAACUACGAGGGGGCCUGGGCCCCACCCCUAAUCCACCAAUGAAAAGCCUCGCAUCUCCUUGAGAGAACUGAAGUAAGUUUUUAGAUUUCGGAGAAAAAUUUCAGAAUUCGCGUGUUCUUCACUCAUUGGGGGCGAAAGUAGAAGAAACAAGUCUUCGCUCCAACUCAACGUUUUUGGUGAGUAGCUGGUGAAAGUAUUUCUGAUGGGUCUACAGAUCUUAUCGGCUGUCUUAGUGUAGAUAUUGCGAAGCCUCGUCUUAUUGAACUGACCAGACAGGUGAUUCCGCCGGGUCAAUCUCGCUAGCGUGGAAAAUUGAAAGGGAAAACAAGAGGCGCUUUCUUUGCGAUUUGUCGCCGCCAUAUCACAAGGCUUGAAACAUGUUUACAACAUUUUUCAGUCAUAUUCAAACAACUUGUCGUUGCAGAACAAACGCACUGAAAUCGUAGCCAGUUUUAACUUGGGACAAAA